UUUCCAAAAAGAAGAGCAACCGGAAGUCUCUCUGAAUAAACAUUGCUGUGCCGACAAAGGAGACUUAUUUGGAGUCGCUUCAACAAACAGCGACUUCUGACUACUUGGAAAAAUCCAUGACAGUUCUUUAAAGGUAAAAUCCUAAAGAGGUGUGAUGGACAUCAGCAUCGCCGUCUCCCUCAUCCGGGGCCAGAUGGGCGCGGUGGUGGAGCAGGCCGUCAACGGCGCUGUGGAGACGGUGCUGGCCGAGAUGCUUAAAGUGGUGGGCGUGAAGUUCGAGGAGCUGAAGGCGCAGCUGGCGCACAUGAAGCGGGACGUGGUGGCGCUGCAACGGGAGAAGGCCCUGAAGGAGAAGGAGAAUGACAACAUCCGAGCCAAGCUGCGCUACACCGAGCUCAAGCUCAAGUACUACCGGCAGGGGGUGGAGGAAGAGCUGCAACACAGAGCCUCCAGCAGCUCUUCACUGGUUCGCGGCCAUCCAUCCAAGCUCUCUCCAGGGCAGACAGGAGGUGCUGGCAUCUCCUCUACUGGAGCUUCACCAGCGUGCUCCUCUCAGACCUUGGUGGUUGAUGAUCCAGCAGUGAGGAGCACCCGAGAGUGCACCUCUCCUCAAAGAGCGAGCCAGCACAACAACAAAGCGGCGGCCGUGUUUGAGUCGGCCGACAGCUUGUUGGCCGUCUCGCUCCCCGUGAGCACGGAAGCCCUGGAGAGUUCAGACCAAGACGUUCCUCAGGAGAACGACUGGAACGUCACCGUGCACGACGCCGCCGUGGCCCCGCCUCCUGCGCAGACACUGACGCAGCAGUCAUCCACCGUCCCACCGCAGGCUGACAGCUCCACCGCUCAGGUGAAGAUGGAGGAGGAGGAGGAAGAGCAACAGGUGAUUUGUAUCAAGGAGGAGCCAGAGGAAGAGCAGGAAGUCAUGUCAUGCCUCCUGCUGGACGAUCAGAUGAACCACGGCCACAUGGCCCAGUCGGAGAUGUCGGCGACACAGCGGUUGGCACUUGAAGCGUGCCAGAGGAAAUGCUCCUCAGGCUUCAGCUCAGCCGGACCACCGACCUCCUGUGAAUGUGGCGUCUCAGCCGGCCACCUCGUUGCCCCCCAUCGCUCCCAUGCCCCCCGGCCUCCCUCGAGAGAUGGUGCGCGGGCCGUGGACCAAAGACCUCAGCUUGUACGAAGAGUACAAACUACGGCGGAACGAGCUGCGCCGGCGAAGCCUCAACCGACGGCGCGAGCUGGAGAAGACGCUGCCUCAGCCUCUGCUGGCCGACCUGGUACGGGAGCGCAGAGAAAAGACCAGACUGAGGGUGGCCAGAUGGAGGGCGAAGAGGAAACUACAGGCUUGUCUCAACCAGGUUCAGACUCAGGGUGGCGCCGUUGCUCUCUCCCAGACGGCUUUCCCUGUCAGGGGUCCUCAGCAGCACAGAGAUCCUCGUGUUCCCACUUCCUCCUCCCUCAACAAUGUGGUCAUCUCGGCGGUCACGACCUUCCCCUUCGUCACGCCGUCGGCACCCUCGCUGCUCCUGAGGGGCCCCGAUGCCGCCCAGGUCAAUCAGCACGGCGUGUUGUCAUCUUCCGCCACCGCCUCCUACCCGCAGGUUGGCCUAGCACAGCAGAGCGUGUCGCUGGCGGACGCCAACCCCUCCGGCUUUAGCGGUCCCUUGUGAGAAUCCGGCCUGGGUUUCACCACAAAGAUACCUUGCGGUGGAUAAGACGUGUGUGUUUUGGAUUUAUCUUUAUUUAGGAUGUGUUUGAUUGAAGACAGGAAAAUGGAAAGAAGAAAAGUCUUGAUUGGCUUCCUGUUUAGUUGUGCGCUGGUGGCACAAGUAACACCCACCCCGAACACUCUACAGCAGGGGUCGAGAACCUUUUGGCUCUGGUCAAAAGGGUUUGCUGGGCAGAAUUAGCUAGCAGACUAUUUGAUUAAGGGAGGGAAGUUUACUUUUCGACCUCUCAAUGACCCGGGUAGGCUGCCGUAUUAUCCAAUAACAAAGUUUAGGUGUCUGACCUGGAAAGAUAUGAAAGGACAGCUUGGCAAUGGCUCUGGCCACCCACGCUGCGAUAGCAAAUGUUUUACUUUAAAAUGUGAUCGUGUUAAGAAAUGUCUUGAGAGCCAGAUCAUAGGGUCCGUACCGCUGCUCUACGGUAAUCCCUCACCACUUCGCACUUCCAAUUUUGCGUCUUGACUCUAUCACGGUUUUCCAAAAAUAUAUUAAUUCAUAAAUCA
Molecule: messenger RNA, 2227 nt
Organism: Dunckerocampus dactyliophorus (ringed pipefish)
Lineage: Eukaryota; Metazoa; Chordata; Actinopteri; Syngnathiformes; Syngnathidae
Exons: 10
Coding region: 155-1654 (499 amino acids)
Source: RefSeq, a predicted model, not a curated record